Molecule: messenger RNA, 2741 nt
Organism: Lates calcarifer (barramundi perch)
Lineage: Eukaryota; Metazoa; Chordata; Actinopteri; Centropomidae
Gene: slc30a4
Product: solute carrier family 30 member 4
Exons: 8
Coding region: 265-1578 (437 amino acids)
Biological process (GO): response to zinc ion; zinc ion transmembrane transport
Cellular component (GO): plasma membrane
Molecular function (GO): zinc ion transmembrane transporter activity
Source: RefSeq, a predicted model, not a curated record
CUGCGGACGAAACCGAACUUGCUGGUGGUGACUUCCCGAGUGGGGAGGUGGUGAUGUUUGGACUCUGAUGUUUACACCAGAAUUACCACGAAAGUUUUUUAUUUAAAAACCAACAAAGUUUGUACCACCGAAACGUACACGUGUAGGUGCGAAGAUGGAAAACAAGCGCGGACCCCUCUACAAAAAUGUGAAUGAUUACCCCGGAGGACAGUAACCUACAGAUAAAGUUUACAUGGUUGUACCUCGCCCUCAUAAUUAUUAAAGAUGUCAGGUGGGAAGCUCUUCAGCAAGGUGCGGUCCGCUCUCAGGAGGGAGCGGACCGACUGGGACCUGAGCGACACGGCUCCCUUUGACUUUUCCGAUGAGCUGGUAGAGGAUGAGACGCCCAAAUUCAACAAGCUGAAGGUGGUGGUGUCCGGAGAGAUGUCGGACUAUUCUGCCGGAGCUCCGUCCAACGGGGUGGCGGUGAACACGCUGGUGGUGGCGGACGAUGAUGAUGACUCCCUGAUCGACUCCUCCUCUAGUGUGGGCAGCCCGGGGUUAAACAUGGACCCCUGUGAUAACUGCACCAAGAAGAAGGAGCUGAUCAAGCACAGGAGGGUGAUGAGGAGGCUCGUCAUUGCAGCUAUACUGUAUUUAGUUUUCAUGACAGGUGAAAUUAUAGGUGGUUAUGUGUCAAACAGCUUGGCCAUUCUGACCGACGCUUUGCACAUAUUAGCAGAUGUGGUGGGCAUUUUGUUUUCUCUGCUGGCCCUCUGGCUCUCCACCAAGCCACCCACCAAGAGAUACACCUUCGGACUGCAUCGCCUCGAGGUGGUAUCGGCAGUCCUCAGUGUGAUGCUCAUUUACAUUCUGACGGCCAUACUGGUCUAUGAGGCGGUUCAGAGGACAAUACACCAAGACUUCGACAUAGAUGGAGAUGUGAUGCUCAUCACUGCAGCUGUGGGGGUGGCUGUCAAUAUUAUAAUGGGUUUCUUAUUAAACCAAGGUGGUCACCUCCACUCUCAUGGCCACGGUCACUCCCAUGGCCCAGCAGCUGCCUCAGGUUCUCAGUCGGCUGGGUCGGGUCACCAGCAGAGGCCACAUGGCAGCCUGGCUGUCAGAGCAGCCUUCAUCCACGCAGUGGGAGACCUCCUCCAGAGUGUCGGGGUGCUCAUAGCUGCCUACGUUGUCCGCUUUAAGCCAGAGUUAAAGUUGGCAGACCCCAUCUGUACCUACAUCUUCUCCAUUCUGGUCAUCUUCACCACAUUCCGCAUCAUACGAGACACAAUACUAAUUUUGCUGGAGGGUGUUCCCAAGCACCUGGAUUCUCAGCGAAUCAGAGAGGACCUCUUGAAGUUGGAGGAUGUCCAAUCAGUUGAUGAGCUGAAUGUGUGGGCACUGACUGGUGACAUGACUGCUGCACUAGUACAUCUCCAGCUCACGCCCUCUAGUGCUGACAAAUGGGAGGACGUCCAGGCGAAGGCCCGCCACCUGUUGCUCCACACCCAUGGUAUCACCAGGUGCACAGUGCAGGUGCAGACACACAGGCAGAGGCCGGUGCGCAGUUGUGCAAACUGCCAGCAGCCGAGCGCCUAAAGAGAGACUCAUGCUCACACAUAGACUUCCACAGUGCUUUUUUUUUUGCCAGAAGGCAGAGAACACAGUAAACAAAAGGGUCUGGAUGGAUGUCGCACUGCUGUCACAGCGCAGUGCCAUCACAGGAGCAACAGUAUACAUUAUAUAGGUGGAAAAAGACUGGUGCCAAAGGACAGUCAGUGGAACAAAGGCAGAUGCACGUUUCUAAUUAAAGGAUCACCACAAGCCUCCAGGGACCGGAUGCCCUUAUGCUUGCACAGCUUUCGGAGUGGAGGUUCAAUGCUUCAGCUGAGAAGAAAAAAAACUUGCUCUUAAUUCACCAUUAAAGCCUAUUCCAGCAGGUAACUUUUUUUGUAUUUUAAUGUUUGAUUUGUCACAGCUGAUGUUUUGUCAUCAGAUGUAAAUUUAACUUUUUGUUACUGAGAGGACUAAGAUUUUUAUUAUUUUACCGAGGAUGUCAGCAGAUGAAAAGGUACCUCAUGUCAUUUGAUAAUAACUGUGGUCACAGUACAUAUAAGCUGUACUCCUCACCACUGGCAUGAGUGAGGCAAAAAACCUUUAUCAUUGUGUCCCUUUAGUAGAAUUUACAUGUCAUCAAAUGCACUUAAUUAUUAAAAUUCUUCAGCCAAAGUCUGUUGUAAGGCAGAUUUUUUUUUUUUUUUUAAAAAGACAAGAAUCUUAGAUAUUCUUCGAAGUAGUCCACAUUGGCUGCACUGACCAACAGUUAAAAUAACAAAUAAUAAUUUUUUGACUGAUAUUUUAUUCUAGCACGUCUCUUAAUUCAUAGUGCUGAGCAGGCAACUGACAAUCAAAGUGUGACUGACUUUGAAUAAUGGUAAAUGCUAGAGCGGUUGAACCAACUUCAGUAUGGUUUCAGCCUCACACUAUACAUAUAUAUUCAGCUUUCUUUUCAUAUCAGUGACUGACAGUGUACUAAUGCAGACAAGUUUGUGAAAUCUACAGUAUUUCAGAGUUGCAGUGUUUUGAGGGAGGAAGAUGUGAGUUGAAAUUUGCCAAUUAUGGUGUUUAUAGUGUUUUCUCUGUCAAGUGUUGAGAGGCUGUGGGGGGUUUAUUGCAAACCUUUCCCUGUCUCAGAUUUUAAUCAUCAAGGGAAAUCAGGAACUGGAUCACUGUUUUUGUUUGUAAUAAAGCAUUUAAUCUUU